UAUUGGGAUCUGUACCAGCGAUGUUGGCCCCUUAAAGAUAACAUGUUCAACACAAUACCGGGCCGCCUACUUGAGGUAGAAUCUGACUCGGAUAUCGCGAUUAGCCGUCUUAAGAAAUGGAUGGAAGACUGCGAAUUAAAUCACCCCUUCUGCGGACGUCCGCGAUAAGCCAAGUCUAUCUCAAUUCCCAUCUAACGAUAUCAGCGGCUGCUUCAAAAGACAGUUAUUCCGGUUGUUUUCCAAAACGUGAGAAGGAUUCGUAUGCCACUCCUGCAAACCUAUCUCUCGGGCAUGGCACUCCAAGAGAAGCGACGGAGCUGAGGAGCCACGAGCUAGUAUACGAACACACUUCUCAGCCCGGGAAAAAGAACUUGAUUCAUCUGUUCGAGGAGUGGUUUCUGGGAUCUAGCUUCCACUUCCCUCAAAGAACGGAGAUGGGGUCGUUCGGCAAGCGAUACGACCCGACCGCUGACGAAGCUCUCAGCUCGCGGGCAUGGACUCUGCAGGAACGUCUGCUUUCUCGGCGUCUUAUCCACUACGCCCGUGAUCCGAUGUAUUUUGAGUGCGAGGCUUGCAUUUACUCCGAAGAUGGGUUCACGUUUGGUGAUAUUUACUUUGGGAUGAAACGCCUCCUGGACACGUAGCGUAUAUCCCAUAAGCAGCACGGGCUUUCUCAAGCAUCCGGAAUCUCUUUUAUCGUCGGCCAAGAGGCUGGGGGGAAGUACCCUGGAAUUAAGUGGCAAGGGGAUGGCUCUCCUUGGUCGAGAACUAUACGAUGCGCAAUUUGACUGUGUAGCGCGAUAAGCUCACUGCGUUGGCUGGUGUGGCGAGAGCAGUGGCAGAAGAGACACGGGAUUGCUACUACGCGUGCUUAUGGCAGAAACAAUUCAUGGAAAAUCUAUGUUGGCGGAUGCAUCCCUACGAAGAGAUAGAGGAUCGAAGGGAUGCGAAGAUCACGCCGCUAACGGGGAAACACUUGGGGACUGUCCGUAGGCCGGCCGGCCGAAUAUCGAGCGCCUAGUUGGUCGUGGCCAUCUCUUGACGGACCUGUCAUGUAUAUUACGUUAUCUUUCAGGAACUUAGUCUCCUCGAUCAUUAAUUGCUCAACUGUUUCCGCCGGCAAAGACCCCUAUGGUAGGGUAUCGAGUGGUAAGCUGGAUAUAGAAGUGAGGCGGAUUUUCCAAUAAGUCAAAGCACCCUUACAGGGGCCACCCUAGUGGGGGCCACCUCAAAAACGCAACGCGUUUGUAAUAA
This is a messenger RNA of Daldinia decipiens, 1254 nucleotides long. RefSeq lists its product as uncharacterized. Lineage: Eukaryota; Fungi; Ascomycota; Sordariomycetes; Xylariales; Hypoxylaceae. The coding region runs from base 117 to 644 and encodes 175 amino acids. The record is from RefSeq and is a predicted model, not a curated record. The transcript has 2 exons.